Messenger RNA from Anopheles stephensi (Asian malaria mosquito), 3238 nucleotides. RefSeq lists its product as uncharacterized. Gene Ontology annotation, cellular component: nucleus. The record is from RefSeq and is a predicted model, not a curated record. The transcript is spliced from 5 exons. Lineage: Eukaryota; Metazoa; Arthropoda; Insecta; Diptera; Culicidae. The coding region runs from base 447 to 2858 and encodes 803 amino acids. Gene Ontology annotation, molecular function: DNA-binding transcription factor activity, RNA polymerase II-specific; RNA polymerase II cis-regulatory region sequence-specific DNA binding. Gene Ontology annotation, biological process: regulation of transcription by RNA polymerase II.
UUCGUUUGACGUCUGGCGCUAAAGCUCUUCAGCCGUUUGCCCUGAUGCUGUCACUGACCGAAAGGAAUCGUAAAUAUUGGGUUAAUUUUAACCAUUUUAAGCAUAUUAAUAUACUUACUGAUUAGACCCAAAAGGAUACCAGAUCGCAAGGAUUGUGUAGUUUGCCAUUGUGGGGCUUACAGUGCGUGUGUGUGUGUAUUGUUGUGAGAGCUGUGCUGCGCUGCACGAUGACGGACGCUCAACGAAGUUGAUCGAAACAUCAGCAAUAAGAGCGCGCAGAGGAUAUUCUCUUGUCCCCGCCCCUUCUUCUCGUGUCGAUGCUGAGACGUCACUGAGAUCUGCCCGAGAAGGAUUUGGAAAGGUUCACAAAAAAAGUGCUGCUGAAUAUUGGGACACCGUCGGACCACCGACCGAGCGCAAACUGUGCGUUAUUAAAAGUGGCUGAGAUGCCACCAACGACCGAAGAGCUGGAAGACGAUGGCAGCAAAAAUAUGGUUUCCAACUUGCCGCUCCUAUUCGCGGACGGCUACCCAACGUCCCUGGACAAGAUCACCGCAACGCAACUGGAAAGAUUCAUACCGUUCAUGGUGCAGUGUUCACUGGGAAACGUCACUAUCCAUUCGAUGACCGAAUUUAACAAACCACCAUGGUGGCCAAAAGAUUUAGAAUUUACAAAACCAUUCAAGCGGCCAAAAUCAUUCACCGGGGAUUGGUUACUCAAGAUGCGGGAGCUCGUGGUAGCGUGUUACGACUCUCACGACAACAUCUACCUUCUUCGGUACUGUGCGGAUCUGGCCAAGUUUCAACCGACGGCAUUGCGAUUCAUCAACAACUACAACUCCACGACCUCGUUGUUCGAGCGAUCCACGAACAAGCUGUUGGUUACGUUUCGCAAUGAAAAUAUGCUGUACGACCAAGAGCAAAAGUUUAACAGUCGCAAGUGCCUUCUACCGAAGCAAUCGAACUCCCAAAGUUGCUUGGCCGCUCAGGAGGAAAUGGUCAUAUCAGCAGGCUUCGAUAUUUAUCUCUGCGACUACUGUGAUGCGGAACUAUACUCCUACGGGGCGAUGGUGGAGCACGAGAAAGCCUGCCACACGGAACAAAGCAAUGCAGAGCUUGCCGAUACCAGUGACGAUGAUGACGUUAUCUUUUGUGGCACCGUGCUGGAUGAUCAGCUGCCCCUCGAUGCGGCAGCCCGUGCGCAAGCAAAGCAACAAAAGAUGGUAUCUUUCCUAUCGCAAAACUUUAUGCUGCGCUGUAGAAAUGCCAUCGAAUCGGCCCCGUCAUCGACAAUCCCCAAGUCGACCGGGAACAAUGCCGAGGUGGAAAAUAGUAGUGGUGGUACGAUGGCAGAGAGUGCCACCAGCACAGGCGGCAAAUAUCGCCGAUUACCGAGACGCUCGCGGCAAGUUGUUACACUCGCGAAAUGUACACAAAUUCCGCUCUCCUCGCCGCUGGGACUGUUUAUGAUAAAGGCUUCGAAAAUCAUUACCACGCCCGAUUAUUUACUGGAGCGGUACGAACGCAUGGAACGAUUUUGCAUCGCGCCGGCUCUUCCACCCGGCGCAAACUAUCCGUUAAGGCCAGGUGUAAAGAACGCUGGUAGUAUACAGGACGCCGCAACAAACAUCCACGAUCGGCGGAUCCCUAAAUGGUUGUUUGGAAAGAUAAAAUCCGGACCGAACGGAUGUCCGGUGACGUUCAAACGCAUAGCAGACGAUUCCUGCGAACCAUCGAAGCAUCAAUAUAAAUUCCCUAGGCGCCAAUUUUUCACCAAGCAACGAAUAGAAAAUUUCCUCUUCUAUAACAAACCGCUGCUGCAACGUUGCCGGCCAUUUGUGGUAAGCCUGCAAAGACUGACUGCGGACGAGGUGCAGAAACUUUCGCUCCAGCCCGGCAUCGAACGAGAAAGGCAGGAGGCAGAGCUCGCGGCACAGCAGGAACGGCAACGACGGAAAGAGCUGGCUGAAUUUGCCGAAAGUGCAAUGGUUAUCGAUAGUAUCGAUCUAUGCUCUUCGGAUGAGGAGGUGCAGCAUAUGGAGGAGGAAAGACUGGUCAACGUAAGUGACGAGGAACCGACGAAUGCAUGCAGCCGGCAGGAAAACAAUUCCACUCCCGACAACGAUUAUACGGUGCAUGAUGCUAUCGAAACGAUCGUGUUAGAAAUGGACGACAGUAUGGGCAGCGAUACGAAUGAAUAUACCAACACUAGCUUCUAUCGUAGUUCUCCUCCACAAAAACUUCUUUCCAGCGGCCGAUUCCCCAAAGAACUACCGAUGCCGACAUUCGCGAAGAAAUCGUUCGUCAGCUCGAUGCUCAGUGAAAGCGCGUACCGUUUGAACCAAUCGCUUCCUUCGGCUAAUGGGAAAAUCGUGGACGGUGCAAGACAACCACUUACUGCCCCGCUGUAUCUGUACGCGAACUGUAGCCAAACGGCUGUCAGCCUAGCGGAAGAGACACAGUUCGCCAGCGGCAAUCGGAUGAUGGCCAGAAAGGGUGCCAGUUUGCCGUUGAAGGAAAACUUGGUAAACGUGUUUGGCGCCACCGGUAACGGUGCGAACGGAGACAGCAUGCUGUUGGGGCCUGGCACUACCGUUCCGGUGCAUCAUCAUCAGGCCGGGACGGCCCAAGCUCGCACCGCCAUGCUGCUUACCGCACCGAUGGCCAACGGGCACACAAUAAUCACAAACGGAACCAUUCCAGUUGCGUUCGCCAGCUCGCGUACAAGCGCUUCCGUUGUACAGACGCUCUCAACAACAACCACCUUCGUUAAUCAAGCGAUACACGUAUCGAUGAAUCACAACAACAGUACCGGUACAGCGGCUGUCUCCAGCGCAACCGCAGCCAAUCUCCAGUAGAAUAUCUAUCCUGUAUAUAAGCAUCGAUGUAGGUCUUUUUUAUUUUAGUUUAAACCGUGCGAUCGAUCACGAAGGCCGAUUGCCGUAAGCAACUGUUCAAAUCGUUUCCACACAUCCCGGUAUCCCAUUGGCGGGAAUAUUCUCUGUUGCCAAUUUUUCUAUGCGCAAUGGGCUAGAAAAACUGUACAAAGAUUCAAAAUUGUACAAUCAGUAUAGUCAGAGGUGCAGCAGAGAGCUGCAACAUGUAGGUAAAAAUUGUACAUAACUGUGCCCGUUGGCAGAGUCUUUUUUUUGUUCAUUCUUUUUGUUUUCCAAUGAUAGGCAAUCUGCUCAUCUUUGAACGGGCUUUAGAAUAAAAAUUCAAGGAUGUUUUAUUAAAA